UUGGAAUUUAGAUUAGUUUACUUACAAACUUACAGGGAUGAAAGGUAGUUUUAAAAUAUAAAUAGUAAAUAAUAUCAUCGACUGAAUGUUAAAUCGACAACUUUCAUUUAUAAAAUAAAACAUAUCAAUACUUAAAAACAAUGAUGAUAAUCAUCUGUGAAUGUUAUCGUUUAUAAUUUUAAAUAGUACAUAUGUAACUUUUCAAUAAAUGUUUGAAUUUACAAUGAUAAUAAAGAAACAAAUACGUUCAGUGAUGUGUAGAGGUCGAAAGAAGAAAAUUGCUAGUUUAGUUAUAAUAUUAAUAUUUUUGAUAAAUGCAAUGUUUUAUGUAAGCUUAGAAUUGUACAACACAAUCAAGAACAGAAAUAAGGAUCCUUGGUAUAAGAGUUUACGUUAUGAAAAAGACUAUGGGGAUAAAAUGGGAAUGCGAGUUAUUGUAGGUCAUUAUGUUGGUGGAAAUUCUGGAGGGAAUUUAUCUCAAGAAAUAAUAAAUACUAACCACUACGCUCCAAUAGCAGGGGCAGGAGAGGGGGGGAGGCCUGUUCAAUUAUUGCAGAGAGAGAUAAUAUCAGCCAGAGACUUGUACACAUUGCAUUCGUAUAAUAUUGUUGUAAGUGAUAGAAUUUCAAUAAACAGAAGUCUUCCAGAUAUGCGUAGUGAAAGCUGCAGAAGAGUUGAAUAUGACUUAGAAAAUCUUCCAACGGCGAGUGUGAUUAUAGUCUUCCACAAUGAAGCUUGGUCUACACUUAUGAGAACUGUGAUGUCCGUAUUGAUAAGAUCUCCAGCAGUACUAUUGAAAGAGAUUAUUUUAGUAGAUGAUGCCAGUGACCGCCGGUAUUUAGGUAAAGAAUUAGAAGAUGCAAUUGAAAACUUGAAUAAUGUGAAAAUAUUGAGGAGCCAAAAUCGAACAGGAUUAGUAGGAGCAAGACUAAUGGGUGCUAGAAUUGCUGUAGGAGAUGUUUUACUGUUCUUGGAUGCACAUUGUGAGGUUACUCAAGGUUGGAUCGAGCCACUUUUAGAGAGAGCAGGAAGUGAUGACGUAUUCAUUUGUCCUCAUAUUGAUCUCCUCUCUGAUGAUACAUUAGCGUACACAAAAAGUAUCGACGCCCAUUGGGGAGCAUUUAGUUGGCGCCUUCAUUUCCGUUGGCUUAUGCCUAGCAGCGAGGUUAUGAUAAAUAAAUCUAAAAAUCCUUCUAAACCUUAUCCAACACCAGCGAUGGCAGGAGGUCUCUUCGCUGUGAGAAAGAGCCUGUUUUGGCGUUUGGGAGGGUACGAUGAGGGUAUGGUUAUAUGGGGUGCAGAAAACCUAGAACUAUCCUGGCGAGCGUGGCAGUGCGGCGCGAGAGUUGAAAUAACACCUUGUUCCCGAGUCGGUCACAUAUUUAGAAGACAUAGUCCAUACAAAUAUCCUGGUGGUGUUGCCAAAGUUCUUAAUUCGAAUCUAGCUCGGGCUGCAAGUGUAUGGAUGGAUGAAUGGGCCGAUUUUUUCUUUAAAUUUAACCCUUCAGUUGCAGCGAUACGUGACACUCAAAGCGUGGGUGAUAGAAUUGAGAUCCGAAAAAAUUUAAAUUGCAAAAACUUCAAAUGGUAUUUGGAGAAUGUGUGGCCGCAACAUUUUUUUCCAACCGAUGAGAGGUGGUUUGGCAGAAUACGCAAUGAUAAAGGUGGUUGUAUCGGAGUAACUGCGGGUACCCCAGGACUUGGGGGUCCCGCUUCGAGCAUAAGUUGUGGAAGUGAUCUUGAUCUAGAUAGAUUAUUAGUGUACACCGCCGAGGGGAAAGUAAUGGCCGACGAAGGAUUAUGCUUAGAGCAAGGGAAUGGGAGAGCGGUUUGGAAAACCUGUACAGAGAGCAUAAAACAGAUUUGGCAGCAAAAAGGCCCGAGAUUAAAGACAUUAGAUGGCCUUUGUCUGACAUUAGUAAAUGGUGAUAGUCAGGACGGUAUCAGUGACCCUUUGACAGCAAAGCGGUGUUUAAAUGACAACAAACAAAUAUGGCAUUUUGAACGAGUGCCUUGGCGUUAAAAAUGUGAUAUUCGUAAGUAAAAAUACUCGUACAAAUAUUAAGUUUAGUGUAAUAUUUUAUGUAGAGAACUUAACGCAUAACUGUGACGCGAUGGUAAUUCCGUUGAGAUUUCCAUUUUUUUUAUUAGCUCAUUUAAUAACAUGAUUUUCGAUUUAAAAUUAGGUCUUGGCUAUUUGUGACUGCAUUUGUUUUGAGUACAAAAUCCCAAUGUUUUGUUGUAUUCAUGGUAUCAGUUUAAUAAGAACAACAUAAUAUAAUCAUAUUUUAAACAACAAUUAAACUUUAUGUAAAUCAUAUAAAAAUAAAUUGUAGUAUAAAAACACUAAAAAAAAGUCUUUGUCAGUAUUUAAAACAAACUAAAUGAGGUCAAACUCUAGUGGCUUUUUAGUAGCCAUUGAAGAGAUUUUUUGGUUGAGUAUGUUCCAUCAUCAAAUCGGCUCAAUAGUACCAAAUUAUUAUACCGGACGAUUUACAUCCGUUUUUGUUUUUGUAAAAUAAAUUUUGUAGUAAAAAAAAAUCACUAUAGAUAAUAAACCAGCCCCGGAUAAUUAAAUAAAAAAAAAUGUCAAUACUAUUUCAAUUAUUACAUUUUACUCAGUCACUUGAAAAUACAUGUUAAUUUAAAGAUUUUUCUAUUAUAAAAGACAUUUAUUUUGCUUUGUUUUAUAGAUACUCGUUCCGCCCGGUGUUACGGGGCAGGUGUAAGGUAACCUAUGUCCUUGUAUGUAUGACACGAAUGAAUGCAAAAUUUCAUUAUGAUCUGUUGGAGAGUUUUUUUAUAUAGAAUAGGAAGGCGGACGAGCAUAUGGACCACCCGAUGGUAAGUUGUCACCAAGGUCCUUAGACAUUGGCAUUGUGAGAAAUGUCAACCAUCGCUUACAUAGCCAAUGCGCGACCAACCUUGGGUACUAAGAUUUUAUGUCCCUUGUGCCUGUAAUUACACUGGCUCAUUCACCCUUCAAACCGGAAAACAACAAUAUCAAGUACUGCUGUUUUGCGGUAGAAUUCAGAUAUUCUACCGCAAAACAGCAGAUGUGUGGGUGGUACCUACUCAGACGAGUUUGGACAAAGCCACCAGUAACCCUAUACCUACCAUCAGUUGAGACCUGAAAGCGUAACAAACUAAUUCGCGUUUAUAAUAUUAUUAGGAUGAAAAUAAUUUGUAUGAGCUUAUAUAAGAAUUGUUAUAUAUUAAACUGUAUUUAGAAUUGGCCUUGAUGAUACGUCAUAGCAAGAGCAUUGAAUUCAUUCGAUUUAUUCAUUUUUCAUUCGAUUCAAUUCAAUCGAAACUUAAAUAUUAUAUUCCUGAAUGAGGAAUGAUCGAAAAGUAGACUUGAGUCUGACCUGCCACAGUGCAUUUAGCAAUUAUAAACCAAAAAAUUUAUUGAGUUUAGCUGCCAAUUGAAAGCAAUUUUACAUGGCGUUUUCAUGCAUUUUAGAAUGACGAUUGAGGGAUUGCAUCUAUAUUAUGCAACAUAGGAUUUAUAGGUAUCUAUGAGUUAACCUUGUAAAGUGAUGCUAUAAUUAUAGAUAAUUUAAAUACGGUUAUACAAUUUCAUAUUUUUUAUAUAUUUUAGAACGUUUCUAUUUUAUUUAACCUAAUCUUUAUUCGGGAUAAUAAUUGUUCAAUUCGAAUAUAAUUUUUUUUCAAUU
This is a messenger RNA of Nymphalis io (European peacock), 3677 nucleotides long. Its product is annotated as polypeptide N-acetylgalactosaminyltransferase 3-like. The coding region runs from base 209 to 2023 and encodes 604 amino acids. The record is from RefSeq and is a predicted model, not a curated record. NCBI's taxonomy places the organism in Eukaryota, Metazoa, Arthropoda, Insecta, Lepidoptera, Nymphalidae. The transcript is spliced from 7 exons. Gene Ontology annotation, cellular component: Golgi apparatus.